Messenger RNA from Stegodyphus dumicola, 2104 nucleotides. Its product is annotated as flavin-containing monooxygenase 5-like. The record is from RefSeq and is a predicted model, not a curated record. Gene Ontology annotation, molecular function: N,N-dimethylaniline monooxygenase activity; NADP binding; flavin adenine dinucleotide binding. NCBI's taxonomy places the organism in Eukaryota, Metazoa, Arthropoda, Arachnida, Araneae, Eresidae.
AAUUUUAUCUGUACACUCAAGAAUCAAAUGAUAAAAGUUUUCAAUAACAGGUGAAGUAUACUUCAUCAUCCUUUUAUUCAUGUAUGAUUCAGAAUCAAGUGACUUUGGAAAAUUUUAUCUGUGAUUUUUUGCUUGGCUGCCAGUGCUCUUGAAGCCGAAACUAUGACAACCAAAAGAAUUGCAGUUAUUGGAGCUGGGCCAACAGGUCUUUGUGCAAUAAAAUGUCUUUUGGAAGAAGGUAUGGAACCAGUCUGUUUCGAAAGAACAAAUCACAUUGGAGGACUCUGGAGGUAUCACGAUGAAGAUAUCGAAGGACUGGCAUCAGUUAUGAAAACCACCGUUAUCAAUAGCAGUAAAGAGAUGACAGCUGUAAGUGAUUUUCCUCCCCCAGAGGAUGCACCAAAUUACAUGCAUAAUAAGCAAAUUUAUAAUCUACUUAAAACGUACUCAGAGACAUUUGAUGUUGAAAAAUAUGUACAUUUUCAUAAGGAAGCGGUCGAGGUGAAUAUGGCUGAAAAUUAUGAAGAAACUGGACGUUUGCUGGUCGUUGUAAGAGACACUGAAACUCAGGAAACAUCAAAAGACAUUUAUGAUGGAGUAAUGGUAUGCAUUGGCCAUCAUGUUUAUCCAAACAUUCCAGCCUUCCCUGGAAUAGAAAAAUUGAAAGGAAAGAUUAUGCAUACCCACAGUUUGAAAAAAAUUGGUGAGUUUGAGGAUCAAGUCGUGGUCGUCGUUGGCGUCGGAAAUUCUGGAAUGGAUGCUGCUGUUGAAAUAAGUACUGUAGCAAAACAAGUAUACCUUAGCAGCAGGAAAGGAACAUGGGUUUUGCCCCGUGUGGGCCCAAAAGGUUUUCCACUGGACGUGGCUUUGACUAGCCGUUUCACGAAUAUACUCAUGCACAUACUUCCUUAUUUUCUGGUUUGUUGGUUUUCUGAAAAAGUUUUAAAUUACAGCUUUGAUCAUGAAAUUUACAGUCUUAAACCUAAGCACAGAAUUUGGAGCCAACAUCCUACAGUCAGUGAUUCACUUCCACUGAAAAUCCUCACUGGAAGAGUUUUGGUACGAAAGAACAUUCGAGAAUUCAUUGAAAAUGGCGUUAUUUUCGAGGAUGAAGAUGAUGUAACGGAAUGCGAUUCAGUAAUUCUAGCAACAGGUUAUAGAAUUCAGUUUCCUUUCCUUAAUGAAAAAUUAGCAACCAUAAAGAAUAAUGAAGUGCAUCUGUAUAAAUAUAUCUACCCACCACAUUUGAAACAUCCGACUUUAGCCAUUGUAGGAUUAAUUCAGUCUGUGGGUGGAGGGUUCCCUAUUGGUGAAGCCCAAUGCCGAUGGAUAUCUUUAGUUUUCAAGGAUAAAAUGAAACUGCCUUCAAGGGAAGAGAUGGAGGCUGACAUUAAGCGUAAAAAAGAAUUCAAUGAAAAACGAUACGUUAAAUCUGAAAGACAUACCAUUCAAGUGGACUACAUAGAUUAUUUAGAUGAAAUUUACACCAUGAUGGGAGCAAAGCCAAACUUAUUUAAGAUGUUUUUCACUGACCCAGUCUUAUUUUUUACCUUAUUCUUUGGACCUUCACUACCGUACCAAUACAGGCUACAAGGACCUCACGCUUGGCCGGGUGCAAGAAAAUCUAUAUUGGAAUGGAAAAGAAGAGUGAUUAAGCCUCUGAAAAAAGACUAUAAUUCACAACCAUAUUUAGCAGAGCUUAAUGUUCUCAAAUAUGUUUUCAUUAUGUUCAUAAUUUGUGCUAUUCUUUUCUUGGGCACUGGACUUGUCUCUAAAACAGAAUUUUAAAUACAUGCUUUAUAAUAAGAGUACCUUCGGCUUACAAAAAAUAUCAUUUCAGUUUUUAGGUUGUAAAUUCACGAUGAAUACAUUUAAAUUUGUACUGAUUUUGUAGUUUUUGAAUUACUUCGCUCACAUCGAAAGUGCUUAUACAUCAGGAGUUUAAUAUAUUAAUGUUUAAAUUGUAUAUAUCGAUAUUUAAUAAAAUGAAAUUAUCAGAGAUUGAAAGCUGUGUGUUAAAAUUAGAGUGAAGCUCUUAACAUGCAAGAAUUUUAAUUCUGUUAUACAGUAAUAAGACUCUAAGUAAUAAAAAUAAGACCCAUUU